This is a messenger RNA of Rhopalosiphum maidis (corn leaf aphid), 1856 nucleotides long. Its product is annotated as malectin-A. The transcript has 4 exons. The record is from RefSeq and is a predicted model, not a curated record. The coding region runs from base 519 to 1358 and encodes 279 amino acids. Gene Ontology annotation, cellular component: membrane. Lineage: Eukaryota; Metazoa; Arthropoda; Insecta; Hemiptera; Aphididae. Gene Ontology annotation, molecular function: carbohydrate binding.
AAUAUGUUAAUAAUUAGUUUAUAAUAUCGUUUAGUCUCAACAGUCCACCUCCUCAUCCUCCUCCUCCGACUACAACUCUUGACCACGGCGUCUCUACUCAGCUACUCCGUUAAAAAUCGUUAAUACUACACAACACACCCGUCUAUCGUGUGACAACAUUGACAACAAUCAUAAUAAAUUAUUUAUUAUUAUUAUUACAGCCGCGACACUAUCAUGGAAUACUGUUGGACGAUACCGCGGAUUUGGCAUUCGGAUCGCGACUAUGACUCAUGAUUACAACAGCGGUCGGCGAUUACCGUGCGCGAUUCAGAUCGGAUUAGUUGGCAAAAAUGGAUUUCAGACGAAAAACACGUCAACGAAAAUCUGUCGUAUGACGUCGUACGUGCGAGCCGCAGCCACAGCGUGCGAUUAACCGGCGCCCGCGACAUCACCGGUAGUAUAGUAUGGCCCGUAUCGCUGAUCGCCCAGCAGCCGCCUGACCAACCGACACCGCCGUGAGCUGCGUAUCGUCGUAUCGUAUGUUGGCCGGCGGCUACGACAUGGCUUGGCCGCUGCUCGUCCUGCUCCUGUGCGCCAACGCGCUACUGUGCCGGUGCCUGGACAAGGAGGACGUGAUUUUCGCCGUCAACGCCGGUGGGGACGCACACGUCGACAGCUACGGCAUUCUGUACCAAAGGGACUUCAACCGGGUCGGCACGGAAUCGGACUAUGGCAAGAAGCUGUCCAUACAGCGGGUAAAGCCGCACGAUCAGAUCUUGUACCAGACCGAGAGGUAUUCGCAAACUACAUUCGGUUAUGAUAUACCCGUCAUGCAAGACGGCGACUAUGUGAUGGUGCUCAAGUUCAGCGAGGUGUACUUCACCAACAGUGGCUUAAAGGUGUUUGAUGUUGUGUUGAACGGACAACACGUAGUUGUACCGCUGUUGGAUAUCUACGACAAAGUCGGAUUUGGUUCCGCUCACGACGAGUAUAUUGAAUUCACGGUUGAUGGCACAACAUUAUAUUGGAGAGGAGAGAUAUCUGAAAUCAAAGGAAAUCUCGUUCGAGUGGAUUUUAUAAAAGGUGAAAGAGAUAACCCUAAAGUAAAUGCAGUUCUUGUAGCCAAAGGCAGGAUUUCAGAUAUACCUAGAUUACCAGAUUUAUAUUCUGAUAUUGAACCACAACCACAAGAUGAGAUAGAUGUAGAAGAAGAUCCAUCUGUUACUGACAAAGAUCCUGUAAAAAUGGUACAACACACUAGAAAUCCAAGUGGACCUAGAGCACCUGAUCCGCAAGAUGUAAAUUCCAUGAAGUUAAUGCCAAUAUUUGGAGCUCUGAUUGCUUUUUUUGGAGCACUUCUUCUACUUUGCAGACUAUGAAGAGAUAAUAAAUAUAUAUUUUUACUAUUCUCUUUUUUUCUUUUUUUUACAUUACAAGACUACAUUUUGUUCAGUAUUUUUUUUUUAUAUAUAUAUAUUUUAAUAUUACUAAGGAAAAACAAAUAUAAAUUGCACACAUCAAAAAAGUUGUUAUGGUUAUGUAUAAUAAUGUUACCAAUUUUUAUUACAGUUGUACAUAAACAUUUUUCAUAGAUCUGCUUAUUAGGUAUUUAUGUUAAUUGAAUAAACAUUUUUGAAAGCAUUUUUAUAUUUCAAAGGACUGAGCAAUUAGAUUCAUUAUUAUUAUGCUUAAAUUGUAAAUUGGGGAGGGAUUUAUAGUAGUUUUAAAAGACUGUUUUUAUUGUACAUAUAUUCAAACGAAUGACAACAAUAAAACCAAUAAGAUAUUUUACAAAUAUUGAAAAAAUGAAUUGUAUAACUGUCUAAAAUUUAAUUUGUUAAAUGGUAACUUAUAAUAAAGCAAUAGUUAGGUGGUUG